AUGAAACUGGAAAAACAACAGUUGGAAUCUCAGGUGCCAGCGAACAACCCACCGGACACCUCAAAUGCAGUUUUGGGCCAGGAUGGCGGUGUUGGACUUAGUCUGUCUGAAAUUAAUACGAUGCUAGAAAAUGUGAGAGUCAGAUUAACCGAAGAAGUCAAUGAACAUAUCGUGGCGAUUUCAAAUCUAUCCCACGAGAAUGAACAAUUGAGACACGAAAAUUCAACUCUCAAAAUGCUAUACGACGAGAACAUCAUAGAGGUUGACACAUUGGCAAUGAUAAGUGCUGCCUUAUCAUUAACUGAUCAUAACACCAACCAACAACCGACAGAAGAAAUAGCAUUGGAAAGUGAGCUGCAAGAUACCGACUGUGUCAUUUGUCAUGAAGAAAUGCGUCUUAAAAAUGCAAUACAUGUCGCAGAAGGUUUCAUAAAAGUUGUGUCGACAGAUGGGUUAGCCAAAAGUUCACAUGCCCAACAUGUCGCUCCACAAUGCAUACCUAAAUCCCGUACUUUUUCUACGUACUGUUUAAAAAAGAAAUGUUAAUCAAUAAAUUCUAAUACAUGCACGUGGUGUCAUGCUGUCCCAUAGCUCCACUUCACGAAAAUUCGUGCUUGAACUAAAAAACAAUUAUUCGAAAUGCGCUGUAACUUCACAAAAUAAAAAAAAUUUCGCGCAUUUUGUGUGCAGUGUAGCGAUGGGACAGCCUGACACC
This is a messenger RNA of Caenorhabditis elegans, 715 nucleotides long. It is a transcript of the gene F57C12.6, whose product is annotated as Cerebellar degeneration-related protein 2-like. Bases 1 to 546 code for a protein of 181 amino acids. The record is from RefSeq and is marked reviewed. Lineage: Eukaryota; Metazoa; Nematoda; Chromadorea; Rhabditida; Rhabditidae. The transcript has 3 exons.